AAGGAAAUACUUUAGUUCAUUCAGAGGCAAGCCAGCGUUUGUGUUGACUGCUCAGAGUCCACGAACUUGGGCUUCUGGUUCACAUCUUGACGACCCCCUGCUUCUGAGCUUUUUUUCCCCUACCCCCUCCUCUUUUUUCAGAUACCAGGUGUUUGACUUGUCUGUAGCGCCCAUGGCUUACCACAGCUUCCUGCUGGAACCAAUCAGCUGUCACGCCUGGAACAAAGACCGCACCCAGAUUGCCUUGUGUCCAAAUAACCAUGAAGUUCAUAUCUACAAGAAGGCAGGCACCAGCUGGGCAAAGAUUCAUGAAUUGAAGGAGCACGGUGGCCAGGUGACCGGGAUCGAUUGGGCCUCAGAAAGCAACCGCAUUGUGACCUGUGGCACUGAUCGUAACGCUUAUGUGUGGACCCUGAAGGGGGACGCAUGGAAGCCCACCCUGGUCAUCCUGAGGAUCAAUCGCGCUGCCCGCUGUGUCAAGUGGUCCCCCAAGGAGAACAAGUUUGCUGUGGGCAGCGGUUCCCGCCUCAUCUCCGUGUGCUACUUUGAGCAGGAAAAUGACUGGUGGGUUUGCAAGCAUAUCAAGAAGCCCAUUCGCUCCACCAUUCUGUGCCUGGACUGGCACCCAAACAAUGUUCUACUGGCAGCGGGGUCAUGUGACUUCAAGUGCAGAAUUUUCUCUGCUUACAUCAAGGAAGUGGAAGAGAAACCUGCGCCCACCUCUUGGGGCUCCAAAAUGCCCUUUGGGGAGGUGAUGUUUGAGUCCAGCGGCACUGCUGGCUGGGUCCAUGGAGUCAGCUUCUCUGACAGUGGAAACAGAGUGGCCUGGGCCAGCCAUGACAGCACACUGGCUGUGGCUGAGGGGGGCAAGGCCGCUGUAAUCGCCAGUCUGUCCUCCGCGACUCUGCCUCUCGUGUGCGUGACCUUCAUCACAGAGAACAGCAUUGUGGCAGCCGGCCAUGACUGUUACCCCGUGCUGUUUGUGUAUGAUGCUGGGAAAGGGACCAUUACUUUUGGCGGGAAACUGGACGUGCCCAAGCAGAGCGCACAGAAGGGCCUGACCGCCAGGGAGCGUUUCCAGAACCUGGACAAGACGGCCUCUGAGACCAAAGAGGCCGCACUGGAGUCGCUGCACAAAAACAGCAUCAGCCAAAUCUCAGUUCUGGAAGGUGGGAAAGUCAAGUGUGCCAAAUUCUGCACCACUGGAAUGGACGGGGGAAUGGCCAUUUGGGAUGUGAAGACCAUUGAAUCUGCAAUGAAGGACCUGAAGAUUCAGUAAAUGUUGAGUGAUGAACUGCAUAAUGAUAUGGUACUCAAUGAGCUUUUUUUUUAUACAAAUACUAUAAUAAAACAAGUGUUUUCUUCUGUCCCUUUAAUCAACCAGUGCCAAAUUGGCAUAGCAAAGCUAUUGUGCUUUCAAAAACUGAAGUUGUUACUUAAAGCGGUUUGUCAGUGAUAUGCAGGUCAUAAAAUGCUUUCUGUUUAAGUCAAAAUAUGAAUGAAUGAAUGUUCUUAUCCGUAUAAAAAAAUAAAUAAAAUGAGAUUUGAGAUCUAA
Messenger RNA from Clupea harengus (Atlantic herring), 1555 nucleotides. It is a transcript of the gene arpc1b, whose product is annotated as actin related protein 2/3 complex, subunit 1B. Gene Ontology annotation, cellular component: Arp2/3 protein complex; actin cytoskeleton. The record is from RefSeq and is a predicted model, not a curated record. Gene Ontology annotation, biological process: Arp2/3 complex-mediated actin nucleation. Gene Ontology annotation, molecular function: actin filament binding. NCBI's taxonomy places the organism in Eukaryota, Metazoa, Chordata, Actinopteri, Clupeiformes, Clupeidae.